Molecule: messenger RNA, 2091 nt
Organism: Haliaeetus leucocephalus (bald eagle)
Lineage: Eukaryota; Metazoa; Chordata; Aves; Accipitriformes; Accipitridae
Gene: ARL2BP
Product: ADP-ribosylation factor-like 2 binding protein
Exons: 7
Coding region: 174-644 (156 amino acids)
Biological process (GO): positive regulation of tyrosine phosphorylation of STAT protein; maintenance of protein location in nucleus
Cellular component (GO): mitochondrial intermembrane space
Source: RefSeq, a predicted model, not a curated record
CGGAAGGAAGCGUUUCCCAGGAGACGGCCGGGCCGGAGGGGAAGGGAGGCGUGCGAUGGGGUUGCGGUGCUGGCUGCCGUGACCAGCGCAGUUUUUCCAACAAGAAGAAGUAACUACUAACAGCAGCAAUAUAGCAGAUUGUCUCUCUCCUCUAGUCUGGUUAUGCAGUAACAAUGGAGACUUCUGAUGAAGAAAACUUUGGUGUAGCCACCUCCUCCCCUUCUGAUGCAGAGUUUGAUGCAGUUGUUGGGUAUCUGGAGGAUAUCAUAAUGGAUGAUGAUUUCCAGUUAAUACAGAGGACUUUUAUGGAGAAGCACUACCAGGAGUUUGAUGACUCAGAAGAAAACAAGCUCAUCUAUACUUCUAUUUUUAAUGAAUAUAUCUCUUUAGUAGAGAAAUACAUUGAAGAAAAGUUGCUUGAUCGGAUUCCGGGUUUUAAUAUGACUGCAUUCACAAUGUCGUUGCAACAGCACAAAGAUGAAAUAGCAGGCGAUAUAUUUGAUAUGCUUCUCACAUUUACUGACUUUCUGGCUUUCAAAGAAAUGUUCUUGGAUUACAGAGCUGAAAAAGAAGGUCGAAGUCUGGAUUUAAGCAGUGGGUUAGUCGUGACUUCAUUAAACAAAUCAUCAAUAUCCUCCUCCUAGAACAGUUUAUGCAUUACUCUCCUUCUCCAGAUGAGUGCUGCUGCUUUCAUUUGGACAUUAAAACACUAAAGGUCAUGGGAAUCAAGGUGCUUUUAUAAGAUGAAAACUCAUUCACCCUCCAGACUAUACCUUCAGAGGCCUGAUCCUAAAAGCAUCUGUUUGUGAAUUCUGGUUGGUAUUCAGUGACCACAGAAGAUGACAAUUUCACCUCUACCAGAGUAAUUGUUUUUAAUAAAUACACAGUAUUUGUACACCAGCCUAACCAUUGCGCAUGCUGAGAAGCCCAGCACACUGAGAGGACAAUAAAUAGACCUGUGCGUGUGUUAUUUGGGUUGGCACCUUUUCCAUCUCCCCAAAAUGUAGAACUUUGCCGAAUCAAGAAGACAGUGUAAGAAGAGUAUGUUCCUCCAGCUCUUGGAAGGACAGGUGUGAAUACAUAAUCUCUGAGUUCCUCCCCGUCAAUGUUUUGUUGUUUUGGGGUUUUUUUAAAUACUUUAAUAUGUUCUGAAGUGCUACAGCUUUGUAAUGGAAGAAUAUGUUUUAAUAUGUAGGUGUUCUAGCAUAAGACUGUCUUGCGGCUCUGACAAUUGAUACGUUAGUGUGUAAAUCUGCUCUCCAGCUUUUAUAAGUCUUAUCCUUAAUGUGCAAAGUUCUCCGAUUCACUUUUGUUCAGGCCCCAGCUAUUCAACAUUGGGAAAAAUAACCACGAUAAACCAAAAUCUGGCUUAUGUAUGCAAUUUCUUUCUUUUGGGCAGUGGCACAGCUGCAUUAGUUCUAGUAAUAUAAGCUUGAUGGUAGGUUGGGCACAGACAUGUUUACCACCAUGUCAUUUACUGCUCUAAAUAGCAUGCUGAUUAAAGGGCAUGUUUUCGCUAUUAAACUGUAAUUAGUGCAGCAAUGCAUUUUUCAGCAUCCGUUAAAAAAUAGAUGAGUAGCUUGCUGGUGGAGUUGUAGCCGUAAGCCUGUCACAAAACCCCAGGCACAUCUCUGUUGGUGGUUGGAAUUAAACUGCAUGUGGAGCUACAGGGACCCUCUGUUCUUAUGCUGUUCAGACAGGUUAAUCUGCCACUUAAUGACGUGCUCAGGCAAUGCGAAUAAGUCUUCAAAAGCCUACAAGUAGGUAGAAACACAGGAUGGUGAGCAGAACCCUCCACUUUGUCCCACAGCAGGUUGAUGCAGCAGGGGACGUGGCCUUCAACAGCAGUGAAGGUGUUGAUCAGUGGCUGUCACCUGAUGAGAACCUGGCCUAGACAAAGGAAAAUUAUGGCCAGGCCAGUACAAAUUUUUGUUUGUGGACAAGAAAUGUCUUAGAAGAACAAAUGAGAUGAAAUCCUGUUCCUAUUGAUGUCUGACAGUGAUUUCAACAGUACUAGGACUUUGUUCUUCAGCUAAAAUAGUUUUUGAAUACCAGUAAGACACCUAGCCAUGCAGGCAAAAAUGAGCCAUA